UUGGGAGGCAUCGGAAAAGGUACACUACUUAAAGAGGUCGACGCACUGGAUGGCAUUGCUCCUAGAGUUGUCGAUAUGUCCGGAAUACAAUUCAAGGUCUUGAAUAGAUCAAGGGGGGCUGCUGUUUGGGGCCAUCGGGCUCAAAUCGAUCGGAAGCUGUAUUUGACAGAGAUGCAGAAACUUUUGAAGGAUUAUCCUAAUCUUAAUAUUUUACAAGCAAGAGUUGAAGACCUGGUUGUUGUCCCAUUCACAAAUGAAUCAGGAGAUAAGAAUAGCUAUGAUGCUAAAAUUUGUGGCGUGGUUUUGUCUGAUGGAGAGAUUUUGCGCUGUGAGAAGGUUGUCAUAACGACGGGUACGUUUUUGAGCGCAGAAAUACAUUUAGGGUUGGAUACUUGGCCUGCAGGAAGAAUAGGGGAAGAUCCAUCUUAUGGUCUGAGUAAAACAUUCCGUGAGGCAGGCUUUCGUUUAGGCAGAUUGAAAACUGGCACCCCUCCGAGAAUAUCUGCUAAAACUGUUGAUUAUUCGAAGGUUGCCGAAGAGCCGGGCGAUAAUCCCCCAGAACCAAUGAGUUUCCUCAACGAGAUUCCAAAAAUUGAGGAUCAGCUACUAUGUUACUCCACUUACACUACCCCGGCCAUGCACAAGCUGAUAUUGUCAAAUCUCGACAAAAGCGUUCAUAUUAGGGAAACAGUCAAAGGUCCUCGAUAUUGUCCCUCUAUUGAAUCCAAACUGAUAAGGUUUUCUGACAAGACCAGACACAGAGUUUGGCUGGAACCUGAAGGAUUGGAUACAGACGUGAUGUAUCCAAAUGGAAUCUCAUGUACGAUGCCACCGGAAAUUCAAGAAGCCAUGCUGAAAAAUAUCAUUGGACUCGAAGAAGUCAAAAUGCUACAACCGGGUUACGGUGUUGAAUACGACUAUAUCGAUCCUCGGGGACUCAAGAGAACACUGGAAACGAAAACGAUUUCAGGCUUGUACUUGGCAGGCCAAAUCAACGGUACAACAGGCUACGAGGAGGCUGCUGCCCAAGGCAUUGUGGCUGGCAUCAACGCCGGUUUGGGUUUCCAAAAUAAGAAACCACUAAUAUUGGAUCGGUCUGAUGGCUAUAUUGGUAUUCUUAUCGACGACUUGAUUACAAAGGGUGUUGAGGAGCCGUACAGAAUGUUUACCUCAAGAUCGGAAUUCAGAAUCAGUGUACGCGCUGAUAAUGCAGAUCUGCGCCUCACGCCUAAGGGACACGAACUUGGUUGUGUUUCUGCACAGCGGUGGGAUCAUUUCACCGAGGAGAAUAAGCUUUAUCAAGAGAGUUUGGAUUUUCUAAAAGAUUACAAGCUUCCAUCACAAGAGUGGGCCAAACUUGUGCCUCGUCUCAAAAUCAGGACAGAUUCAAGUUAUAAGUCUGCAUUUGACUUACUCCGGUAUGAAAACAUGUCAUUAGAUGACUUGAUUCCCGUUUUACACAAUAAAUCCCUGGAGGCACUUCCGCGGAAAAUAAAACAGAAAAUUGAUAUUCAUGGCGAUUAUCAAGGUUACCUAGGUAGAGAAAAUGCGCAGAUAAGAGCAUUCAAAAGUGACGAGAACCUAGUUCUUCCGACGAACUUUGAUUACACCAGUAUGUCAUCUCUCUCCUCAGAAGCAAGAGCUUUGCUUAACGAAUCAAAACCCGAAACAAUUGGACAAGCAAGAAGAAUUCAAGGCAUUACUCCCGCAGCAAUUUUCGAUCUCUAUCGUUUGGCCAAACGCGUUUGA
Messenger RNA from Ogataea parapolymorpha DL-1, 1749 nucleotides. Its product is annotated as Mitochondrial translation optimization protein. Gene Ontology annotation, cellular component: cytosol. Gene Ontology annotation, molecular function: flavin adenine dinucleotide binding. The transcript has a single exon. The record is from RefSeq and is a predicted model, not a curated record. Gene Ontology annotation, biological process: tRNA wobble uridine modification; tRNA methylation. NCBI's taxonomy places the organism in Eukaryota, Fungi, Ascomycota, Pichiomycetes, Pichiales, Pichiaceae.